AUGGCUUGUUUCUCAUCGGGAUUUGGAUUAUUGAUAUGGAACCCCUCCACGGGAGAAUCAAUACUACUUCCCCACUCUGAAAAUUUUAUUUGUGAUGAAUAUCAGGAGGAAUCUGCUUAUGGAUUGGGAUAUGACUCUACUACUGAUGACUAUAAAGUUAUUAGGAUUGACAUGUCUGGGGAUGAAAACGCUAAUGAAAUUCUGGCACUAAAAAGUGGUUCCUGGAGAAAAAUUGAUCAAUCCUCGGGUAGGACAGAUAGCUCUUUGCUGUCUAUUAGGGAACGUUUGACAUCUCUACAUGGAGCAUUUAAUUGGCUUGGUAUCUUAUCAAGGCUUUCCGUGGUUACGUUUAAUAUUUCAGAUGAAAUGUAUGGAGAGAUAGCAUUGCCAGAGACGAUGUGCUUGCUCCCUUUAUAUAAAAUCAAGGUUGAUUUUGAUGUGGGCGUAUCAGUGUUGAGAGGAAAGCUUUGUGUUUAUUACACGGACGAGAGAAUUUUUAAUUUAUGGGUGAUGAAAGACUAUGGUGUUAAAGAAUCUUGGACAAAAUUCUUCGUUGUGCCAAAUAAUGGAAUUAAGCGUAUCAUACCAAUAUACAUGUUUUCAGAUGGUGAAGUACUACUCGGCUAUGAAGAUUGGAGAACACUAACAAAAAUUGAAUAUAGGAUAAUAUCCGGUGGAUCAGUUGGAUUAAGCAAUCGAAUGUGGCCUCUAGAUUGUGAUGAUACUGAUGCAGUUACCAUUGAUAACGAUGGUAUUGAUCAAUUUGUCUAUACGGAAAGUCUGAUCUCUCCGAAAUUGGGGCAUUAG
Nicotiana tabacum (common tobacco) is the source of this 807-nucleotide messenger RNA. The record is from RefSeq and is a predicted model, not a curated record. NCBI's taxonomy places the organism in Eukaryota, Viridiplantae, Streptophyta, Magnoliopsida, Solanales, Solanaceae.